This is a messenger RNA of Ceratotherium simum simum (southern white rhinoceros), 4544 nucleotides long. It is a transcript of the gene ATP13A4, whose product is annotated as ATPase 13A4. The record is from RefSeq and is a predicted model, not a curated record. Gene Ontology annotation, biological process: intracellular calcium ion homeostasis; polyamine transmembrane transport. Gene Ontology annotation, cellular component: late endosome membrane; endoplasmic reticulum membrane. NCBI's taxonomy places the organism in Eukaryota, Metazoa, Chordata, Mammalia, Perissodactyla, Rhinocerotidae. Gene Ontology annotation, molecular function: ATPase-coupled monoatomic cation transmembrane transporter activity; ATP binding; polyamine transmembrane transporter activity.
UUUCAGUAACCAAAUCUGCAGCUCUGUUAUCCUCCCCCGACCCCAGUUCCUCAGCCUCUGGGAAUGAAGCAGUGACCUGGGAGUUCUUGUGCCUGCUCCCCGCUCUUCAGUAGGGUCCUGCCAACUCUGCAUUGUCCUGUUGGAUUUGCAGUCAGAUGUCUCACGCUGGCAGGCACUGGGAACGCAAUGAGUUCUGUCCCUGUAAGUUGGGCACAAAAAGAUCAGCAUGGGAGCAGCCUCCUUUGGGACAGCUGCUCUGAGAGAAUGCAGUAAGCAAGGGGCAGGCAGAAAUUCCUCUGAGCAGAGGGUGACUCGUGGGAGGAGUUCAGUUUGCUAAGUAUUGUCAUUUGCUGAGAGAAGGUGUGUGCUCAAGAAGGAGUUUUAACCUGGAGGAUCAUUAACUCUUUCAGUCAGCUGGCGAGCGGUGGUGGCUCAGCAAGUUCGUCCUGGAAGCGUCUGCUCGGGGAAAGUCAGGGAGGAGGCGUGGAAUCACUUUUUCAUGGGGGACCACUUUGAGAAGGGCCAGCACGCUUUGCUCAAUGAAGGAGAAGAGAAUGAGAUGGAGAUAUUUGGCUACCGGACUCAUGGCUGCCGGAAAACCCUCUGCCUUGCUGGAUCCAUCUUCUCAUUUGGAAUCCUCCCCUUGGUGUUUUACUGGAGACCUGCCUGGUAUGUGUGGGCAAAUUGCGUCCCGUGCUCCUUACAAGAAGCAGAUGUCGUGUUGCUGAGGACAACAGAUGAAUUCCAAACUUACUCUUGGAAAAAGGUAAUAUGGAUCCACCUGUCAGCACUAAAGAGCGCAUUUGGUCUCACUCCUGACCACCCUCUCAUUACAGAUGAGGACUAUAUCAUAAAUAGAGCCAUAAGAAAGCCAGAUCUAAAGGUGAGAUGCAUGAAAGUGCAAAAGAUAAGAUAUGUUUGGAACAACUUAGAAGGACAGUUCCAGAAAAUUGGCUCUUUGGAAGACUGGCUCAGUUCUGCCAAGAUACAUCUAAAAUUUGGAUCAGGACUAACAAAAGAAGAACAAGAAAUUCGGAGGUUAAUAUGUGGACCUAACACUAUUGACGUUGAAAUCACACCAAUUUGGAAACUGCUCAUCAAGGAGGUUUUAAAUCCAUUUUACAUAUUUCAACUCUUCAGUGUCUGUUUGUGGUUUAGUGAAGACUAUAAGGAAUAUGCUUUUGCCAUCAUAAUCAUGUCCAUCAUUUCCAUUGCUUUGACAGUAUACGAUCUCAGAGAGCAAUCUGUAAAGCUCCACCGUCUAGUUGAGUCACAUAAUAGCAUUACAGUCUCAGUAUGUGGGAGAAAAGCUGGAGUCCAAGAGCUGGAAUCACGCUUCCUGGUACCCGGAGAUCUAUUAAUUUUGCCAGGGAACAAAGUGCAAAUGCCAUGUGAUGCCAUUCUGAUUGAUGGCAGCUGUGUGGUAGAUGAAGGCAUGCUGACAGGAGAAAGUAUUCCAGUCACUAAAACUCCGUUACCCAAGAUGGAUGGCUCUGUGCCCUGGAAAACACAGAGUGAAGCGGAUUACAAACGGCAUGUCCUCUUCUGCGGCACAGAGGUUAUCCAGGCCAAAGGCGCUUGCUCCGGGACCGUGAGAGCGGUGGUACUGCAGACUGGAUUCAGCACUGCAAAGGGGGACCUCGUGAGAUCCAUUCUCUACCCUAAGCCGAUGAAUUUUAAGCUCUACAGGGAUGCCAUCAGGUUCCUCCUGUGCCUCGUAGGCACAGCCACCAUUGGAAUGAUCUAUACUUUGUGUGUCUAUGUGCUCAGCGGGGAACCUCCCGAGGAGGUGGUGAAGAAAGCCCUCGAUGUUAUCACAAUCGCGGUUCCCCCUGCCCUACCAGCUGCUCUGACCACAGGCAUUAUCUAUGCCCAGAGGAGGCUGAAGAAGAGAGGCAUCUUCUGCAUCAGCCCCCAGAGGAUCAAUGUAUGUGGACAAUUAAACCUUGUCUGCUUUGACAAGACAGGCACCUUAACACGGGAUGGCUUGGAUCUCUGGGGAGUCGUGCCCUGUGACAGGAAUGGCUUCCAGGAAGUCCACAGCUUUGCCUCAGGCAGGGCUUUGCCGUGGGGCCCACUGUGUGCGGCCAUGGCCAGCUGCCACUCUCUGAUUUUUCUGGAUGAGACCAUCCAGGGAGAUCCUCUGGACCUCAAAAUGUUUGAAGCCACCACCUGGGAAAUGGCUAUUUCUGGGGACGAUUUCCACGUCAAAGGAGUGCCGGCACAUGCUGUGGUAGUUAAACCCUGCAAAACAGCCAGCCAGGUCCCAGUGGAAGGAAUUGCAAUCCUGCAUCAGUACCCAUUCUCAUCAGCACUGCAGAGGAUGACAGUCAUUGUCCAAGAGCUGUGGGGUGACCGGAUGGCUUUUAUGAAAGGUGCACCAGAGAAGGUGGCCAGCUUUUGCCAACCUGAGACAGUACCAACUACUUUUGUUAGUGAACUUCAGAUUUACACAACACAGGGCUUCCGGGUCAUAGCACUGGCCUACAAAAAGCUGGAAAUGGACCACCAUACCACUGCCUUGAUGAGGGACAAGGUAGAAUCAGAUCUGAUAUUUCUGGGGUUGUUGAUCUUGGAAAAUCGAUUGAAGGAAGAGACAAAACCUGUCCUGGAAGAGCUCAUCUCGGCCCGGAUAAGGACCGUAAUGAUCACAGGUGACAAUCUUCAGACUGCAAUCACAGUGGCCAGGAAGUCUGGAAUGGUUUCUGAAAGCCAGAAAGUCAUUCUUAUUGAAGCAAAUGAAACCACUGGGUCCUCAUCAGCGUCUAUAUCUUGGAAAUUAGUAGAAGAGAGGAAACAUAUUGCAUAUGGGCAUCAGGACAAUUACAUUAACAUCAGGGAAGAAGUCUCUGAUAAUAGCAGAGAAGGAAGUUACCAUUUUGCCUUAAGUGGAAAAUCCUUUCAGGUUAUAAGUCAACAUUUCAACAGCCUACUACCAAAGAUACUAAUCAAUGGGACCAUCUUUGCAAGAAUGUCUCCUGGGCAGAAGUCCAGUUUGGUGGAAGAAUUUCAGAGACUGGAUUAUUUUGUAGGUAUGUGCGGUGAUGGAGCCAAUGACUGUGGGGCUUUGAAAAUGGCUCACGUGGGCAUCUCUUUAUCAGAGCAGGAGGCAUCUGUGGCCUCGCCUUUCACUUCCAAAACUCCAAACAUUGAGUGCGUCCCUCACCUUAUCAAGGAAGGACGUGCAGCUCUUGUGACCUCAUUUUGCAUGUUUAAGUACAUGGCCCUGUACAGCAUGAUUCAGUAUGUUGGUGUUCUGCUGCUCUACUGGGAGACGAACAGCCUUUCAAAUUACCAGUUUCUGUUCCAGGAUCUGGCCAUUACAACUCUUAUUGGUGUAACAAUGAAUUUGAAUGGUGCCUACCCCAAGCUGGUGCCUUUCAGACCUGCAGGACGGCUGAUCUCCCCACCUCUACUGCUCUCUGUGAUUCUCAACAUUCUUCUCAGCCUGGCCAUGCAUAUUGUGGGCUUCAUUCUGGUUCAGAGGCAGCCUUGGUAUUCCAUGAAGACACACAGUGCCUGCACAGUGCAAAAUGAAAGCAUCUCAAAGUUAACCAUUUCUCCAGCUGCUCCAGGAAGAAAUGGAAGUAAUAGUGACUUCACAAGUUUUGAGAACACUACUAUAUGGUUCUUGGGAACAAUCAACUGUAUUAUUGUGGCUCUUAUCUUCUCUAAAGGAAAACCAUUUAGGCAGCCAACCUAUACAAACUAUAUAUUUGUCCUUGUGCUGGUCAUACAGCUGGGUGUGUGUCUAUUCAUUCUAUUUGCUGAUAUUCCAGAAUUAUAUAGGCGUCUGGAUCUGCUCUGCACUCCUGUCCUGUGGAGGGUCUACAUUGUCAUUAUGCUCGGCUCCAAUUUCAUUGUGUCCUUUGUUGUGGAGGAAGCCAUUAUUGAAAACCGAGCGCUGUGGAUAAUAAUCAAAAGGUGUUUUGGCUAUCAAUCAAAAAACCAGUAUCGGGUAUGGCAGAGGGCUUUGGCAAAUGACCCCACUUGGCCCCCGAUAAACCAAACCUCCUACUCUGACACCCCGGGGUAUGGCAGGGAAGUGUCUUACAGCAAUCCGGUCUUUGAGAGCAAUGAGGAACAACUUUGAAGGCAAUGAGAUAAACAUGUUGAUAUAAUAUAGAAAUGACAACAAAAGGGACCAAUUUCAGUGAUUUUUUUAAGCAAUGAGACUCUUACAAUAUCAGCUGGAGUUUUUGGAAUCAAAAACCUAUCAAAUCAUGGUGACAAAUUAAAGUCUGUUUGACAAAAUACUUUCUACAGAGCAGAACACUGCCCCAAGAGUGCUUCCGUCUUGGCUGCUGAAAGUAUUAGAGGUGUUCAGUGAAUCAAGAGUGGACCAAGGAUGGCAGUGGGCCAAGAGAUUGGGAGACUAAAGGAGAAGGAGAAUAUGCAAUCUUUUUUCUUAGAUAAUAUAUAUUUUAAGUGAAUUGAGGGAAAGUAGCAGUAUGUGUAGUCAUAGAAUUGUAACACGUUAAAGAUCAUUUUUGAAUUCUCAUUUCACUGAUGGAAAAAUGAAUGCAAGGGAACUAUCACACCAA